Jaminaea rosea is the source of this 1056-nucleotide messenger RNA. RefSeq names its product cysteine synthase. NCBI's taxonomy places the organism in Eukaryota, Fungi, Basidiomycota, Exobasidiomycetes, Microstromatales. Bases 1 to 1056 code for a protein of 351 amino acids. The record is from RefSeq and is a predicted model, not a curated record. Gene Ontology annotation, cellular component: cytoplasm. Gene Ontology annotation, molecular function: cysteine synthase activity. The transcript is spliced from 4 exons.
AUGACUACCUACCCUGGCCCAAAGCCGGGCGCCGUCAAUGGAUUCGUGGGGGCCGUUGGCAAUACGCCCCUCAUUCGCCUCAACAAGCUCAGCGAGAAGACGGGAGCUGAGAUCUAUGGCAAGGCAGAAUUCAUGGAGCCAGGAGGCAGUGUCAAGGAUCGAGCCGCCUUGUGGGUCGUCAUGGACGCAGAGAAGAAGGGGCUCAUCAAGCCUGGUGGGACCGUCGUCGAAGGGACUGCUGGCAACACCGGUAUCGGCUUGGCUCACGUCUGCCGAUCCAAAGGAUACCGCUGCGUCAUCUACAUGCCCAACACCCAGUCGCAAGAGAAGAUCGAUCUGCUCCGCAUGCUGGGAGCUGAGGUGUACCCCGUCCCUGCCGUGCCCUUUGAUAAUCCCGAGAACUACAAUCACCAAGCUCGCCGCCACGCCGAGUCGCUCGACAACGCCGUCUGGACCAACCAAUUCGACAAUGUCGCCAACCGCCAAGCGCACAUCGAGUCGACGGGCCCCGAGAUUUGGGCUCAGACCAACGGCGGCGAGUUUGACGGCUUCAUCGCAGCUACGGGAACGGGCGGUACGCUCGCAGGAACCACGCGCUACCUCAAGGACAAGUCGCAGGGUCGCAUCCAAUGCUGGCUCGCCGACCCGCCCGGAUCAGUCCUCCACCAAUUCAUCCAGAACAAGAAGCUCGAGCGGACCGGCAACGGCUCCAUGACCGAGGGCAUUGGUCAAGGACGAAUUACCGAGAACCUGAAGCCUGAGGUUGAGGCGGGGUUGAUCGACAACUCCCUCCACGUACCAGACGCCGACUCUAUUCGUACCGUGUAUGAGAUGCUGGACGAGGAAGGCAUCUACAUCGGUGCGAGCUCGGCGCUGAAUGUUUGGGCGGCUGGGCAGAUGGGGGCAAAGAUGGGCAAGGGGAGCAGGAUUGUCACCAUCAUCUGCGAUGGGGCCUACCGAUACCAGAACCGCCUCUUCUCGAGGAAAUGGCUCGAGUCCAAGGGGCUGGACAAGGCGAUCCCCGACCACUUGCAGAGGUACAUUGUCCUGCCGUAG